AUGUCUGUCGAAGAAGAUCUACCCGAUAUUCAAUUGCAAAAUUCAAUUGACAAUAAUCAAACAAUUUGUAUUGGAGCAAAUGAUGAACACGGAAAACAUGAUACACUUCCAGUCGACGAAACAGAUGAAUAUGUGGUGGAUUUCAUGCAAAACGAUAAUGCGAUACUCGAUGUGAAGUUAGAUGCUUCGAUGGAGCAAAUUUACACAGAAAUUGCAAAAGAACCAUUUCCAGGUAAGAAUUAUUCGUGUGAACGUCCCAAUGUUCUAGAUUUUUCAGACAUUCAACAAAACCUAGUUGAUCAAAACAAUGAAUUGGCAGGAAAUAAUAUGAUUCAAGAUCAGAUUCCUCAACAAAUUGAUAAUAAUGCAAAUCUUGGUGAACAAAUCGAACAAAUUCCAACCAACGUCAAUUUCCACGGAAAUAAUGAACUUCAAGAGCACAACAUUUCACCUAAACCAAAACCUAAAAGAAAACGAGCAACAAAAGCUCAAAUGAAGGAUAUGACUCCAGAAGAAAAAAUAAAAAGAAGAAAAGAGAGCAACAAAAUUAGUCAAAGAAACUGUACUCAAAGAAAGAGAGAUGAGAGUGUUGCGUUGGAAAAUAAAUCGGUGGAAAAUUUUAAAACAUUGGAAAGUUUGGAGCAAUCGUGUAAAAAUAAGGUUAGUUGUUGUUAUUCAAUAUAAUUUACAGCUCUUAUCCAUUUUUAUAGAUUGACAACAUCUACGGAACCUUCCAUUUCAUGCAAAAUUAUCAACCAAAAAGUGACAAACAGCAAUAUUUUAAUACUGCAAAUAUUAUUGCACUUCUAAAUCUUGUCCAAGUUAUUCAAAUGGAAUAUUCGGAAUAUAAUCGAAAUAUUGAUAAUAUUGAUGUUACUCAACAGCUUAAAGAUCAGGUCAAAAAAAUGGCUGAAAUUUUGGAAAUUGCUGAAAAAAAUCGACGAUUGAGACAAGGAAAUGUGAAUACUCUUGGUUCGAGAAAACAUCGAGCAAAUUUCACAUUAAAAAACUCAAAACUUCAGUUGGAUUGCUGGAAAACGAUGUUCAAAAUCGAUAUUUACAAAUUUUUUGAGGAAAAAAUCGACGAAAUCAAGUUUUAUGUAUGUUUUGAAAAUUUGAAAUUUUCAAAAACCAAUGUUUUUUUUCAGUGUCUUCUCGAAUUCAAAGAUUAUAUGAACGCGAAAGAUAUCAGAAUUCGCGAGAAAAUGCAAAUGAAAACGGAAGAUUUGGAUAAUUUCGAUAAAAUAUUGUCGUUUUUUGAACUUCCCAAUCCAUCCUAA
Messenger RNA from Caenorhabditis angaria, 1280 nucleotides. NCBI's taxonomy places the organism in Eukaryota, Metazoa, Nematoda, Chromadorea, Rhabditida, Rhabditidae. The record is from the annotation of a GenBank genome assembly.